ACAUAGUAUUCGUUUGGCAUAUCUUAAUCGUUUAUUGCGAUUUUGGAUGACUUAAAUUUAGAGGGGGAAAAGGAGAGAACGGGCACCGGAAAAAUUCUCCACGGUCCAUCGUGGACUGGAGAGGGGCUGAGACCGUCCCUUGUUCCCUCACUCCCAGUCCCCAGUUCCAUACACAGCUUCUUCUACAGUCGGUUUAACACACGUACCUCUCUCUCUCUCUCUCUCUCUCUCUCUCUCUCUCUCCCCAUUAAUGGCUACUCCAGUCAUCACGCCUAUCAUUCGCUUCAACCCAUACGCAUCUACUUCCAAAUCUCCAUCGCCCUACCCAUCAAACCUCCCAAAACCCAGAUUCCAAAUCAGACCCACACCAACCAAACUCAACGUUUCAACGAAAAACCACUCUCUAGCCGCAGCCGCCUCUCUCUCCGAUCCAUUCGUCCUCCAAAUCGCAGAAACCCUAGAAGACUCUCUCUCUACCACCACCCCACCACCACCCCUUCUCCAAAAGCUCAGAGACACCUCAGCAGAGUCCCUCCUCUCCACCCCAUGGCCCACUCGCAAAGAUGAGCCUUUUCGGUUCACAGACACCUCCUUCAUCAAGCUCUCCCAGAUUCAGCCCGUUCCUUCCCCACCCCAAUCCGUCAACCCUUUGGGCUUUUCAACAGAUACCCAGUUGCCCAAUCUUGUUUUUAUUGAUGGGUUUCUUGUAGAUUCUCUCUCCCAGUUACCCCCACUCCCUGAUGGGGUUUUUGUUGGUAGCUUAAUAAGCCUCAAUUCAGAGGCUAUUAUGAAAAGGGUAUCUGAAUUCGUGUCGAAUUUCCAAGGAGACUUGUUUUGGUCACUUAAUGGGGUGGGCACACCUGAUUUGGUGGUUGUGUAUGUUCCAGAGGGGUGUAGAGUUGAAAGUCCUUUGCAUUUGAGGUAUUGUUCGGUCGAAGGGGUGGAUAGCGGGUCGAAAAUUUUGCCCGUUUCGAACCCGAGGGUGUUGGUGGUGGUGGAGAAGGGAGGGGAGGUUGGUAUAGUUGAGGAGUACGUGGGGGGAGAUGGACAGAAGUGUUAUUGGGCGAAUUCGGUUACGGAAGUGGUGGUUGGAGAAGGGGCGAAGGUUAGCCAUUCUUACAUUCAGAGCCAGUCUCUGAAUGCUGCUCAUAUCAAAUGGACUUCUGUUAGGCAGGAAUCAGAAAGCACAUAUGAGCUAGUAGAGGUAAGCACUGGUGGGAAGUUGAGCAGACACAAUCUCCAUAUUCAGCAAGUCGGACCAGACACGGUGACAGAGCUAUCGACGUUUCACUUGUCUUUCAGCGAUCAAACACAAGAUCUUCAUAGUAAACUUGUGUUGGACCACCCACGAGGGUUUUCUCGGCAACUUCACAAGUGCAUUGUGGCUCAUUCCCUGGGACAGGCUGUAUUUGAUGGGAAUGUCCAGGUGAAUAGAUAUGCACAGCAGACAGAUGCAGGUCAACUAACAAGGAGCCUGCUCCUUGAGCCCCGUGCAACCGUGAAUGUCAAGCCAAAUCUCCAGAUUAUUGCUGAUGAUGUGAAGUGCUCACAUGGAGCUGCAAUUAGUGAUCUAGAAGAGAACCAACUCUUCUACUUUCAGGCAAGGGGAGUUGACUUACAGACGGCUAGAAGAGCGCUCAUCUUCUCCUUUGGAGCUGAGGUGAUUCAGCGUUUGCCUCACCCCUUUCUCCGAAAGAAAGUGGAAAGUGAUAUUAAAGAAUUGUUGGAUCCUGCGGUGAAAGGUUCCAAGUGAGAGGGGUAGAUGAUAUACAGAUCUAAAUUUGUUCUGUAAAUUAUCAUUGUUUCAAUUUUUCCCUUCCUUUUCUUAAAGAACAUUUAUCCAUAUACAAGAAUGAGUUGAGUUUCACUGUUCAUCA
Rhododendron vialii is the source of this 1877-nucleotide messenger RNA. RefSeq names its product protein ABCI7, chloroplastic. The transcript has 3 exons. Gene Ontology annotation, biological process: iron-sulfur cluster assembly. The coding region runs from base 251 to 1753 and encodes 500 amino acids. NCBI's taxonomy places the organism in Eukaryota, Viridiplantae, Streptophyta, Magnoliopsida, Ericales, Ericaceae. The record is from RefSeq and is a predicted model, not a curated record.